GGCAUCCAUAAUUUAAAAGUUGUUCAGGACUCGAUCGACUCUGGUCUCAAAUUAAGGUUAUCUUACGGAAGAGAAGAAAUGAUUCGCCAUAGAAAUCUGGUUGCUCUUUCACGGAGUGUUUUGUGUUUGCUGUUUUACGGAGAGGUUUCAGCGUUCACCGGAUGCCAAAAAUCAAUUCUAACAGUGAGGCAUGUGGCCAGUUGUCCUACAGACGCAAAGUCGUGGGGAGAGGCAGCGAAAAAAUUGAAUUGUGACUCAGUAACACAAAACUGUGCAUUGUCCUUGGGAUUAAACACCCAAAAACACCGAUUCCAAUAUCAUUGUCUCGUGAAUUCACAUAGAAAUGCAACCGUGGAAGUGUGCGCACUGAAUCGCUUGAUUCUUGGAUUCUGUGCAGAAUUUGAUAUAACCGCGGCAGUGGUACAAGAAAACUAUAAUGCAGACUGCAAAACACACAACCCACCAUGCCCGAAAUUUUACGACUCAGCGGAAGCUUACAAAUACCAAUCCUGUUAUGAAUUAGUACGUGCACAAGGAAAACCCCGAACUCAAAAGCUUGCUAGAGAUCCUGCUCCUAAAAGUUACCGGCUUCGGUCUUCCUCGAAUAGCUUGAUUGGGAGUUCACUGAUGCUGACACUUUCAACAGUCAUCCUCUUCCUAUUUUAAAAGACCUACAAACAAUAUUGCUAACUUGUCUUGAUGUAAAUUGAUAAAAACUACUAUUAUUGAAUUAAUAUUAUAUGAUAUACAAUGUAUUAUAAAUCUAUGAUAAUGAAAAAA
Molecule: messenger RNA, 780 nt
Organism: Magallana angulata
Lineage: Eukaryota; Metazoa; Mollusca; Bivalvia; Ostreida; Ostreidae
Exons: 6
Coding region: 79-666 (195 amino acids)
Source: RefSeq, a predicted model, not a curated record